GCAGUUGGGAACACCCAGGAUAUGCGGUUUUUACACACUGGAUUAGAGGCUGUGAAGGUUCCUCACCAGUGUGGGCGUUGCCCUAGGUAGUAGGAAGGCUGUGUUUGUGGUCACAUGGGCACUGUGGACCCUUGGAGAAGAGUGAACUCUGUUUUCACACUGGUGGAGAGAAUGAAUUGCCAAGGGAGAGUCAGUCCUGGAACUGCAGCCUCAGCAGAAGAGAGAAGCUGCUCCUGGCUGAACCCCUGGGUUUUCCUUAUUUCUGUCCUUGUCAUCAAAACUGCCUUUGUGACCAUCUGUCUUGUUGUAUUACUUCAUGGAGGCUACGGCCAAUACAAGAAUCUACUCCAGAACUCUACAGAGUGGCACUGCAUUCCCAAGAUUUCUGCAGACAAUAUGGCUCCCUUCUCCCACAGCAGUGACCAGCCCACAGCCCUGCAGGAGAAAUUCACGGCGUGGGAGUGCGACUCAGCGGUGUCAGAAAACAAAGGCCGAGGCUGGAUGUGCUGCCCGAAGGGCUGGAGAAGGUUUCAAAACAGCUGCUAUUUUCUGUCCCUUGAUAUGAUGUCCUGGGCUGAGAGUGAGCAGAACUGCACUGGGAUGGGCUCCCACCUGGUGGUGAUCAACAGUGAGGAAGAGCAGGUUUUCCUCUCUAAACAGAUAAAACCAGUUCUAAAAGCAGAGAAUUUCUACAUCGGUCUGAGAGCAGAGAUUGUGGAUCAAUGGCAGUGGGUGGACAAGACUCCCUAUAAUGUAACAGCAGCGUUCUGGCGAAGAAAUGAACCAAGUGAUCACAAGUAUGAGAAGUGUGUUGUAAUGCAUAGGGAUUCAGAAAUACCCAACAACUGGAAUAAUAUCCAAUGUCAGAUGUUUUAUCGGAUUUGUGAAGCUGCUGCCGUAACUGUGUGAUGGAAAUACCCCCAUCCUUAGUAAAAGUGGGAGAUGAGCAGUGAGCUGAGACCGGCAGAGGGCUGUGCUGGAGGGGUGGGGAGCCCUGAAGCCUGCAUCUUCACUGUGCCACGUGGGAUAAUGGAAGUGGAAGUGAUACGACCCUUUGUCCAGCAUCCCCAGUGCAUCGAGGGGCUGAGGGAACACUUGAAGGCUGAGGGUCAUCAAAGCAGGUCCUGUGUUCUUGUGUCCUCUUCUCUCUGAGUGGAUUCAGAGGCCACUGGCAGAAAAGACAUGGAGUUCUCCAGGAAGAAGACACAGGAAUGGAAGACAGAUGUCCUGAGCUGCAUUUUCUUUCUCUCCUUGAGCAGAAGUCUCUGCUUUCUGUUGAGUCACAUGCAGAAUGUCCUCCAGUUGCACUGGUUUUGUUGAACAAGUUCUGAAAUUUAUACAAGAGAAAAUACAGUAUUAGACCAAUAAAAAAUCUCUGUGCAGUGUGUGUAGA
Molecule: messenger RNA, 1393 nt
Organism: Pipra filicauda (Wire-tailed manakin)
Lineage: Eukaryota; Metazoa; Chordata; Aves; Passeriformes; Pipridae
Product: C-type lectin domain family 4 member E-like
Exons: 7
Coding region: 115-909 (264 amino acids)
Biological process (GO): antifungal innate immune response
Cellular component (GO): external side of plasma membrane
Molecular function (GO): carbohydrate binding
Source: RefSeq, a predicted model, not a curated record